Rubroshorea leprosula is the source of this 1457-nucleotide messenger RNA. The record is from the annotation of a GenBank genome assembly. NCBI's taxonomy places the organism in Eukaryota, Viridiplantae, Streptophyta, Magnoliopsida, Malvales, Dipterocarpaceae.
ACACAAGACACGGAAGAAGGAAGCAGCGCAUCGGAGCCACCGCUCGCAGCCGUAGGAACAGCCAAUACACGACGAUCACAAUGAGUUCCUCCUCCUCAGCUCUCCGAGAUCUUCAGCGCGACCUCGAAAACAAAGCUAACGAUCUCAGCAAGCUCCAAAAAGAUAUUGCGAAGAAUCACCAAGUGAGGAAGAAGUACACCAUCCAGCUCGGCGAGAACGAGCUCGUCCUUAAGGAGUUGAAUUUGUUGAACGAGGGUGCGAAUGUGUAUAAAUUGAUCGGUCCGGUGCUUGUGAAGCAAGAUUUGGCGGAGGCUAAUGCGAAUGUGCGCAAGAGAAUUGAAUACAUCUCCGCUGAACUGAAGAGACUUGAUUCUACACUUCAAGAUUUGGAAGGGAAACAGAACAGCAAGAAAGAGGGGAUUUUAAAACUGCAGCAGAGGAUACAAUCUCUACAGGCUGGAAAAGCAAAGGCAUAAAUUUCCUUUAUAGGUUUAUUCAACUAGUUGAUUACAACAUUUUGGUUUUCCUUUUAUGAAGCCUUCGAUCUCCUAUAGAGUUUUCCUACCUGGUUUCUUUUUGAAGGUUCGAAGUCAUUAUGAGAUGCUAUGUUAUGCAAUGUAACAUGUUCGUGUUUCUGUCUGGAGGCUUUGACCCGUCGUUCUUCUUUUUUUCCUUUCACUUCACCAAUCAUUCUGGUUUCUGUGUGACAGCAUUGAAACUAAUAUACAGCCAUAUCCCAUUGAUGGGGCAAAAAUCUAAUUUUUUCCAACCUUAUUUGUUACCAAAACAAAGUGUGCACAAGCCUUUACGGUAGGCUAUUCAAUGCAGUUGUCCUUUCCAUGUGUCUCAAGGUUGGCAGAUUAGGGGGAUGAUUUCUAUUCCAAGUUUCUAACAGACUCCUCUAAGAUGCACGACCAAUCCAAAUAAUGGUGCUACAUUGUUGAACGGAUGUAGAGAAGAUCCUUAUCUUCUAAAACAAACAAUCGAAAAUUAAAUGCCUCUAACCCAUCUUAAAUUAUUAUUAUUAUUUUUUGUGUUCACUCAGGUUGAAUUCCAAUCCAGUUGGAAAGGGGAAUAUGCCAUUGAAUUUCGUCUUGGGUGCUUUAAAAUUUGAGCAAAGUCUCACGUGGUACCAUCAUCGUCACCAUCAUAUAAUCUUUUGAAAACUGCUACCUCUCUUUGGAUUGUUGCGGUUGGGCUUGCAAAAUUCCAUUGCCACAAACCCUUAAAACUCCAUCCCCACAAAUGACAUUGCCUGAUACAACGACGCAUUUUCUUGGUUCAGAGCAGGGUUGAUGGCUUCCACCUGCUGUCCGGCAGCCCAAAAAUGGGAAAGUCCGUACAUUUUCAUGAAGAAAAAGCCUUACUAAACAAACGCGUAUUCUCCCUUGUGCUUUGAGGAGCACUAAGAAAGUUUCUGGCGCUGAUCAAAAUGCCAAUAAUGGUGCCAAGAUUUG